AUGGCAAAAAGUCCCAGAAAGUCCAGCAGCAACUCGAAGCUGUUGGCUGCGCCCAAGCAGAGAUCUAAGCCCAAGCCCUCUGUAGGUGGAAAGAACUACAACGCAUACCGAAAUAACAACAAUCACAAGUCCCAUAAUCACAAGCAGCAGUACCAACGUAGAUUCAGCAUAGCCGAUUCGACCACGUCGUCAUCCGAUUCUGAAAAAACCAUCCAUAAUCUCAACACGUAUGUGAUAAACUCUGGCUCGGAUUCUGAAUCGUCUCUCACAGCCGUUUCAGAAAACGAGUCUCACAAUCUUCGUAAAGAAUUUGCUGGCGGAUUCUCUAAACGUGGCGGUAAGAAAGCUGUUUCGAAGAAAUAUUCAGCUGCCCGCAAAAGAACCCCUAAGAAAACAGUAGAAUUCGCUUAUCACGAUGUAGAAGACUUAGAAGAAGAAGACGAAGAUCCUUCCUCAGACGAAGAAGACCAGGCUGGCCUCGGUGUUUUAUAUUCGAUGAUGAGCGACACUCGGGAGUCUUCCAGCGAUUCUGAUGACUCUGACGAUGAAGUAUACUCUACUUCUGAAGACGACUCUGACGUAGACUUCGUCAAACUCCAGGCCGAACGUAAAGCUAAGUCGAUGAAGGCUGUUCGUGCCAUGAAGGGAGUGAGAAAACAGAAAGAAAACACAAGAGAAACUUUUGACGAAGCAUAUGAAUCAGGAACAGAAGUAGAUUUCUCAGAUCUUGUUGCAUUAACCAAACCAAAAGAGAAGCACAGUUCCAAACACAAAAAACGUAAUUCGGUAUCUAAACCCAAAUUUGGCAGAAGAAAGUCAGAUGCUGUACUUCCCGAGGAUAUUAACUUCACCUUUGAAUUCGACGACUUUGGAAAGGUUGACGACAGUUCUGCUAUUGAAGAAGAGGACGAGCCCGAAGACGAAGAAGACUCUAGGAUGAUGCAAGACGAUUCGGUGGACCAAGAUGAAGAGGAAGAUAUAGGUGAAGAGAUUAUUCUCCCGGAAAAUGUAGACAACGGCAUCAAGCCUGAUGGUAAUUCCGUAAAUAAUAACUUCAACUUUGAUUUCAACUUUGAUUCACUGAUGAUCCAGGUUCCCAAAUUGGAAGAUGAUGAGAUCAACUCCGACGAAGAUUACGAAAUCGACGACAACGAAUUGUUGGCAACUUUACAAGCUGACAAUGAUAUGGAAGAUUUCGCCAGUUUUGAGAAUAAAGCUGCCAGCACUGUCAUUAAAAGAAGCACGUCGAUUGGCUCGUUGGGCGACGACGAAGAGAAUGCAUUUUUACGAGAAGAGGAAAAGUAUUUGGUCAACGAGUUUGAAAAUAAUGGCUUUGAUGACGAGGAAAUUGACAUCGAAGACUACAAUUUGAGCGAUUCUUCAAACAGGAAUGCACUUCUCAAUUCAUUCAGAGCCAUCAACAACGAUGAGUCCAAGAAUGUCAUACAGUACGAAAGCAGUAUAGACAGCGGUUCAGAGUCUGAUGAGGAAGAUGAAGCAGACUACGACGAUUUCGUCGACUUUGGCAUUCCCUUGUUUUCCAGCAACGACGAAGACCAGAGCAAUUUAGACGAGGACAACAAGUCUGUCAAGAUUGCCAGUGUGAGCCACAAGAAGAAGUUGGAAAAGGAAGAUAAAAGCAAACAUAAGCAUCACAAGCGGAAGAAGAGCAACGGCUUUAACAGUGAUGAAGACGACGAUUCGUACUUGUGGAACUACUUCUUCAGCUCAGACAACGGUUCCGAAUCCAGCGAUGACAAUAACAUGGAUGUAGAUGUUGACGAAACGGUGGAGGACAUGUUCAGAAAUAUGGAGAAUCAGUCCUUGAAGAAGAGUGACCUUCGUCGGAUGACAUUGACGGGUAACAACAGAAAAAAGCUGAUUGCUCCUGUUCACCACAGCGAUUCCAUGAUGGAAGAAGACUACGACAGUGGAGAAUCCACCGACGUAGACUUGAACAUUCCUACUUCUACCAACAAGUCGAAGUUGGGCUCGAAACUGGCCAAAGAGGUCUUAUCGUCCAAGACUGCUGACUACCGGCCUCCAGUACUUGGAACAUGGGUAGCAAUUGACAGUAAACCGUUUGGCAUUAUCGAUGGGUUGUCCACCAGAAGUCUCAAUAUCGGGCAGAACAACAAGAGUUCCGAGCCUCGCAAAGGUAGAAAGAGCAUAAUUCCAUCGAUGGUAGCUUCAGACGAUCUGGCUCUUGGACUUGACGAGUUGUUGAAUGUGUCUGAGCUUGACAACGACGACGAGAACGAUGUAAGGAUCUGGCGUGAUUUCAACAGCCAGAAGAAGCAGGUGCCUCUUGGAGCAUUCAGAAACAAGUCGGUGUUGCAGAAUGCGAUUAUCCAUCCGGAAAACGUCACGUCGCACUACAAUCAUACCAGCAAGUCCAACAACGAUGUCAACCAAAGAAGAUACUCACUCAGUGGACUCCAGGCAUCCGCUUCCAGAAGAGAGUCUGUCAGUUCUGGAGCCAGUGGCAGCAUCCAGAAGGCACUGACUGCUAGAAGAAACUCUGUUGGAAAUUCCAAGAUAGCUCCACCAGGUAUCUCGUCCAAGCUGGUGAGGAGAAAAGCUUCGAUUGUGGAAGCUGUUUCUGAAGGAUUCAGACCUACGAAGUCUGGACUUUUCAGUGAACAUGCUUUGGCUGACGUUGAAGAAGUGUUGGGAGACGACAACGACAUCAUGGCGUUGAUCAAAGGAUUAUAAAGGGAUUGAUUUUGGGUUGUUUGUUUUAUCAUAUUUUAUAGGACCAGGUACAUCCGUAUGAAUGGAAGAAAAGUGAG
Molecule: messenger RNA, 2792 nt
Organism: Scheffersomyces stipitis CBS 6054
Lineage: Eukaryota; Fungi; Ascomycota; Pichiomycetes; Serinales; Debaryomycetaceae
Gene: IFH1
Product: Ifh1p
Exons: 1
Coding region: 1-2715 (904 amino acids)
Biological process (GO): regulation of ribosomal protein gene transcription by RNA polymerase II
Molecular function (GO): transcription coregulator activity
Source: RefSeq, a predicted model, not a curated record